CACUGGCGGCGUUGAAACAGACGAUAAUAACACUCAAGGCGAGACGGCAUCUGGUUCGUCAUCGCGCGAUUUGAUAGAAACGUGUUCAGCAAUAAUGGCUGAAAACGGCUGUAAACAUUUUCAAGUCUACGUCAAAGAGAACUCUUUGGAUACGUAUCGCAUAAUUGAUGCUUACUUUUCAGCUUGUAUUAAUCGAGAUGCUCGUGAAAAAAAAGCUUUAAAUUGCUGCUGCUUUGAAUGCGGUAGUUUCGGUUUGCAGAUAUUUGCUUGCCUUUAUUGCAUUUAUUUUGGUUGUCGUGGAUCUCACAUUACCUCGCAUUUACGUGCGAAAAAGCACUCUAUUGCACUGGAGCUGUCACAUGGUACUUUAUACUGCAAUUCAUGUCGAGACUUCAUCUAUGAUUCACGCUGCCGCGAAAUAGCGUCAGUUAAUCGUAAAUUGGAAGCCAAAGAUGUGCAAAAAAGUCUAAGUUGGACACCAUGGAUACCCACACCCAAAGAAACUAACCUGAUGUUAGCUAAUCCUCGUCGCCGCCAUGUUAAGGCUAAUGAAACUUUAGGUUUAAGGGGUCUUAUUAAUUUGGGAUCUACUUGUUUUAUGAAUUGCAUUGUGCAGGCUUUAAUUCACACCCCAUUGUUAAGUGAUUACUUUCUUUCCGAACGUCAUGAAUGUAAUGCCAAAUCCUCACUGAAAUGUCUGGUAUGCGAAGUAUCGCGAUUAUUUCAGGAAUUUUAUUCUGGAUUACGUACUCCACUUUCACUGCAUCGUUUGUUGCAUUUAAUUUGGAAUCAUGCUAAGCAUUUGGCCGGUUAUGAGCAACAAGAUGCUCACGAGUUUUUUAUAGCUACUUUAGAUGUUUUGCAUCGUCAUUGUAUUAAGGCCAAGGCUGAAACAGAAAAUGCCAACAAAUCCAGCUCCUCCGCACAACACACUAAUUGCCCUACACAGUGUAACUGUAUAAUAGAUCAAAUUUUCACCGGAAUGCUGCAAAGUGAUGUGGUUUGUCAAUCGUGCAAGGGCGUGUCGACCACUAUUGACCCUUUCUGGGAUAUCUCAUUGGAUUUAGGAGAAACAGCUCAUGGUGGCGCUACGCCAAAAUCUUUAAUAGACUGUUUGGAACGCUACACCAGAGCCGAACAUUUAGGUUCAAGUGCGAAAAUCAAAUGUUCCACCUGUAAAUCUUAUCAAGAAUCUACCAAACAAUUCAGCUUGCGAACUUUACCAAGCGUAGCCAGUUUCCAUUUAAAACGUUUCGAACAUUCUUCAUUAAUAGAUAAAAAGAUCUCGACGUUCAUUUCAUUCCCCGUCGAAUUUGAUAUGACUCCAUUCAUGUCAGAUAAAAACAAUGCUUAUGGAGAUUUUCGUUACUCACUGUACGCAGUAGUCAACCAUGUGGGUACAAUCGAUGCCGGUCAUUAUACGGCCUAUGUACGGCAUCAUAAGGAUACCUGGGUAAAGUGUGAUGACCAUAUUAUUACCACCGCUACCUUAAAGCAAGUGUUAGACAGUGAGGGCUAUUUGUUGUUUUAUCAUAAAAAUAUUCUUGAGUAUGAAUAGAGACUGUAUAAUGCAAGUAAAAACGUUUUUUUAUAAAUAGUAAGUAAGAUAAAAGUUAUAACAACAACAUUGCUACAACAAUCCUCAUACUAUUACAAUAACAA
This is a messenger RNA of Glossina fuscipes, 1662 nucleotides long. RefSeq names its product ubiquitin carboxyl-terminal hydrolase nonstop (gene not). Gene Ontology annotation, biological process: protein deubiquitination. Gene Ontology annotation, molecular function: zinc ion binding; cysteine-type deubiquitinase activity. The record is from RefSeq and is a predicted model, not a curated record. The coding region runs from base 95 to 1558 and encodes 487 amino acids. The transcript is spliced from 5 exons. Lineage: Eukaryota; Metazoa; Arthropoda; Insecta; Diptera; Glossinidae.